This is a messenger RNA of Stereum hirsutum FP-91666 SS1, 1608 nucleotides long. RefSeq lists its product as uncharacterized. Gene Ontology annotation, biological process: regulation of DNA-templated transcription. Gene Ontology annotation, cellular component: nucleus. The transcript has 6 exons. Lineage: Eukaryota; Fungi; Basidiomycota; Agaricomycetes; Russulales; Stereaceae. The record is from RefSeq and is a predicted model, not a curated record. Bases 30 to 1502 code for a protein of 490 amino acids.
AACCUUCACUCUCAUAAACCGUCCAGACUAUGGGUCGUAGACGUCGACGUUCUCAGGCAGCUAUUCGCUCAUUUCCAGACCAAGACGAGAUGGAUCCGGUGACCGAGCCUGAACCCGACAUCGAGCAAGAAGAGGCACCGGCAGAUAUCGAGGAAGCUGUAGAGGCGGGCCCAAUGAACCUUGACAAAACAGAACAAGAAGGCGACGUAUACACCGGAGAUCUUGAGCAGCACUCCAAGGCCGAUAACGCCCUGGACGUUGGUCAACCGCAAGAGCCGAAUGUGGAAGAGGAAGAGAAGCUGACGAAGGAACAGGAAAUAUGGGAGGGUAUGCGAGAUGAAUUUCACCCAGUCCUCGAACAACUACCUCUGUCCUUGCAUAGAACAUUCACGCUCAUGCGCGAGCUGGACGGCCAAGGCGCUAGAUAUCUUGCGGAUAUAAUCCCUCGACUGGAGGAAUAUAUCAAACUCAGAACCAUUAUGAUAGAGACGCCGCAGCCCUUGCCAGAACCUGCAUCUGAACCGUCUACCGCCACGGGUGCAGGUACAACCAGUGAAGCUGGCCAAACCGAAACCAAAGCUGACGCUAACGAGGACAGUAGAGAGGAGCCAUCUACACCGAAGACACCACCUCGCCAACUUCGCCGCGUCAGCUCUCGGAGUCGAUCACCAACCAAACGCUCACGACUCGGUCGAACUGCUUCUUCGCUGAAGGCAAUCUCGGAUUCGCCAAAUCCUGCACCACCACGUCCUAAAACUCCACCUUCUGCACGUAGUAUUCUCUCGAGCGUGGGUGUCCUGCUUGAGGAAGCCAUGCACUCCUCGCAGGAGAAGGUCAACCUAGCGCAGGCAGCAUAUGAUUCCGCAGAUCGACAUAUCCGACUCCUAGACCAAGCAAUCCUCGAACAGGAAACCUCUCUCUCAAUCGGUAUUAGACCUGGAACCCAUCCUGCCCUGCUCCCCGAAAUCUCUGUUCCUCGCUGGCAACGUAAUGCCCAGACUAUGUACUCUCCCCUCCCGGGCGACGAAAGCGACAAUCCUCUUCCUUUCUCUGGAGCUGCCCUUGCCCAAGUCGAACUCGAAGGUGGCGGAACCAUAAUCGGCGUCACAGAAGACGCUAUUCCUGCCCCAGGAAGUCGCCCAGUCUCCAAAAGAAGGAGGGGAAGGAAAAAAGGCGUAGAACAACCAGAAAAAGCUGUCACGCCAUUGCCCACAGCUGGGACCACAGCUCCGCGCUUGAAGUUGAAGGUUCCACCACUAGCCGCCGUCGUGCAAGCGAACAACGCUGCCAUUGUCCCAGUCGACCCUAACGAGCCGACGUAUUGUUAUUGCAAUCAGGUUUCGUAUGGAGACAUGGUCGGCUGCGACAACGACGAAUGUCCAUACGAAUGGUUUCAUCUCGCCUGCGUUGGUCUCACCGAGGUCCCAAAAUCGACAAAGUGGUACUGCAAAGACUGUAGAGAGGCAAUGGGCCUUGGCGCCCCACGGAAACGUAAACGAUGAAAGUCCUCAGUCUCUGUUCAGGUCUUCUGCUUUCUUGGUUUCAUCGUCACCCUACAGAAUAUACCCAGCAUCCGCUGUUAUUUGCGAAGCUUUCGCGUCAUAUUUU